UGUCAGCCAUUACCCUCUUCCCUUCCAACCACUCCCAAUUUGGUACGCACCACCCCCACCUCAUUCUCUCUCUCUCUCCCCUCUCCCUCUCCCUCUCAACCACCACCUCCAUCGCUCUCUCUCUGCCUCAAACUCUAAACAGGGGCAAUCGCAAGAUGCAGGGGGCGAGUUCGUGCGUUCUUGUUGGUGCUCUGUUUCUGUUCGGCCUCUUCCCUCGCGGGUUGACCCUCCAGCUUGGGAAUACGUGUUCGUCGGACAGCGUGUGCGACGCCGGCCUGAAGUGCGAGACUUGCCCCGCGAACGGCAACACCCGACCCAGAUGCACCCGGAUUCAACCCGUCAGCCCCACCUCCAAAGUGAAUGGCUUGCCGUUCAACAAGUACUCGUGGCUGACGACUCACAAUUCGUUCGCUCUUUCCGGCGCCACGUCGGCCACCGGCUCCGCUCUCGUCACUGAGUUCAAUCAAGAAGACUCCGUCACCAGUCAACUCAAUAAUGGAGUUCGAGGGCUGAUGCUUGACAUGUACGACUUCGAAAAUGACAUAUGGUUGUGCCACUCUUUCGGGGGGAAGUGCUACAAUUUCACCGCCUUUCAACCGGCCAUCAAUGUUCUUAAAGAGAUACAGACGUUCCUGGAAGCAAAUCCAAAUGAGAUAGUCACCAUUUUUAUUGAGGAUUAUGUGACUUCCACUCAAGGAUUGACGAAGGUCUUCAAUGAAUCUGGCCUCAGCAAGUACAUGUUCCCCGCAUCUAGCAUGCCCAAAACUGGCGGAGAUUGGCCUACAGUGGAUGACAUGGUCAAGCAGAAUCAGCGCUUAGUUGUUUUCACUUCUAAGUCGUCGAAAGAGGCUACAGAAGGAAUUGCCUAUGAGUGGACAUAUGUCGUGGAAAAUCAAUAUGGAGAUGGGGGAAUGGUGGCUGGUAAGUGCCCGAAUCGCGCUGAAUCUUCACCGAUGAGCACCACAUCGAUAUCUCUGGUUCUGGAGAACUAUUUCCCUGAUAAUCCAAACGCAUCAGCAGCCUGUAUGGAUAAUUCAGCUAACUUGAUUAGUAUGACGAAUACUUGCUAUGAAGCGGCCGGUAAAAGGUGGCCAAACUUCAUCGCUGUCGACUUUUAUCAGAGAAGUGAUGGAGGUGGAGCUCCAGCAGCUGUAGAUGAAGCAAACGGCCAUUUGACUUGUGGGUGUGAUAGUAUUUCAUAUUGCAAGGCAAAUGCAACCUCCGGAACAUGUGAUGUCCCUCAACUAGCGCCACCUCCGCCAGCCGCGGUAACCACGACGAGCCCUGGAGGAUCCUCCCCGAACUCCAAUUCUGCUCAUUCUGAUGCAAGGCCGGAUCGGUUGCAGUGGCUGUUUGGGUUGUUCUCCGCCACUGCGUUCCUUUCCUUAUUAUGAAAAGCUCCUGUCGCUGUUACCAUGUUGUGCAUUUGCCUCAUUAUUUAAUUUUUAAACCCGGAGGAUGAGAGAUAUAUCGUCGCCCUUCAGCUUCUCCACAUUGUAUCUAUGAAUAAAUUCUGUCCAGGGCGACAUUGAUGACUUUGUCUUCGGCCUUUUUCAUUCUAAAUAAGACAUCCUUCCAUCUUUGUGGGAUCCUA
Molecule: messenger RNA, 1594 nt
Organism: Eucalyptus grandis
Lineage: Eukaryota; Viridiplantae; Streptophyta; Magnoliopsida; Myrtales; Myrtaceae
Product: PI-PLC X domain-containing protein At5g67130
Exons: 9
Coding region: 156-1394 (412 amino acids)
Biological process (GO): lipid metabolic process
Molecular function (GO): phosphoric diester hydrolase activity
Source: RefSeq, a predicted model, not a curated record